AAGAACCUAAUCUAGUUGGAAUUGGUGUUGGGGAUUUGAGCUCAAUUUCAAUGUUACACUCCCUGAUGAUGAUGGCUCCGUCACCGGCGUGUAUGGCCGCCCGCAAGACGUCAUCGCCUCCGCCGCCGCGGAAAGGCCAAAGGCAGAAACCCGCCACAAAAACCUCCCAUGGGUUCGGGCGCGAGAAGAAAUCACCCGUAUGGCAGUGCGUGGAGAAGUGCGGCGCGUGUUGCAAACUCGACAAGGGCCCCACUUUCCCUUCCCCUGAAGAAAUAUUCGACAACCCUUCUGACGUCGAGCACUACAAUAGCUUGGUUGGCGAAGACGGGUGGUGUAUACACUAUGAUAAAAGCUCAAGAAAAUGUUCCAUUUAUGCUGAUCGUCCGUACUUUUGCCGAGUUGAGCCAGAGAUUUUUGAUACUUUAUAUGGUAUUGACAAGAAAAGAUUCAACAAAGAAGCUUGCAGUUGUUGUGCAGACACUAUUAAAACUGUGUACGGAGCAAAUUCACAUGAGCUGGAAAAGUUCAACAAUGCUAUAUGGAGCAGCAGCCCUAAAUGAUUAAUCUUGCAAGAAGAGCUAAUUGAAGAUUGUUACAUGAUCGGCUCCUAUGCAAUGGCGCAUCCAUGCUAAUCGGAAUGCUGAUCAACAACAAGGGAAAAUCAUAUAAUCUCGUGCUCUUCAAACAAGCAAGAGACGCAAGUGUUGCGGUUUGCAAGCUUGUAGCACAAAUCAUCUAAUCUAUGAUGUGCCACGGAAUGAGCAAUCGAUGUGAAUUGAUCUCGUGUAAACUGGAAUUCACUGUCAUUAGGUUAAACGAGGUUCAACGUCAUGUACAUUUUUCGGGUUAGAGAAGGCAGGAUAUGAUGCAAUAGAAAUGAAUAAUUUUCUUGCUUCUUACUA
Salvia hispanica is the source of this 902-nucleotide messenger RNA. Its product is annotated as zinc/iron-chelating domain protein. The record is from RefSeq and is a predicted model, not a curated record. NCBI's taxonomy places the organism in Eukaryota, Viridiplantae, Streptophyta, Magnoliopsida, Lamiales, Lamiaceae.